Messenger RNA from Lagopus muta (rock ptarmigan), 3190 nucleotides. RefSeq names its product C-factor-like. The record is from RefSeq and is a predicted model, not a curated record. The transcript has 7 exons. Bases 2326 to 3105 code for a protein of 259 amino acids. NCBI's taxonomy places the organism in Eukaryota, Metazoa, Chordata, Aves, Galliformes, Phasianidae.
AGGAGCUCGUGGCACACGCUGACAAGCCUCCUGCUGCCCCCUCUCUGCAGCUCUGCAGCUCUUCACCAAUGACUCGCCUCCGCUCAAACAUCCUGCCAAAACAGGACUGCUCGGCAGGACCUGCUCGCUUCCGUCCUUAGCCGGAACGGAGCUCAGCGCACCGCAGACGUCCCAGGAGUCUGACUGCAGAAGGGCUGGCUCCCUGGACGCGUGUCCAUGGCUUGGAACUGGGGGGACUCCGCACCACCAUCAAGGCUGGAGAACAACUCAGGGCACUGAUGGAGCUGAGCUCCUGAACCUGCUGGGGCAGCCCAAGGUGAGAGCAGGGAGCUGGACGUCUGGUGACUCGGUCUGCUUAGACUGUGUCCCUACCUGGGGGCGUCUCAGUCUCCCCUGGGGCAAUCUUAUCAGUCUGCACUGUCCUCAGCCACUGAUAGUGAUUAGAAUAUCAUUAUUAUCUUAGUUGAUCUUCCUGCUGGGAUGUCCUUGUUCCUCAAUGGCCCCUCCUGGGGUGGCUUCAUCACAGGUGCUACCUUGCACUCAGCUGGCACCUCCCCAGUCAUGCAGCACUGCUGGCAAAUUGCAGACUGCCUUGGUGAGCACUUGCACCGUCUCUGUUGGCUGUAUCUCAUAGGCCACACAGACUUACGAAUCUUCAAAACAAGUUUGAGGUCACUUCCAGUUUCCCACUGAGCCCAAGGGCUGCGUCUCACUCCCUGUCUCCCCCUUACAACUCAGGGGUCUGGGUACCCUCAGAACAACUGGUCUUUCUCAUAAAGACUGAAGCAGAAAAGGCACGAAGCACGUCAGCAUCCUCCCCAUCUGGGCCCCAGGCGCAGAAGAGCUGGAGCUGGACAGAGAUUGGCAUCGUAAAGCCAAUAGCCUUGAUGAAAAGCAGCACCUUUACUACUGCUUUCACAGCGGAGUGAUCAUAAUGGAGUCGACUGUGCCAUGCCCCUGCUCCUCAGCCUGACAAACAAAGGGAUAUUCCCCAAGCUUUCUGUAGUGACUUUGCAAUUGCCCUUUGUGCACAUAUCUAGAUGGGUGUGAACACUGAGCUUUCAGCCACAGAGAGUUUGGAAGGUGCAGUCAUGCCCCAACUCCUGACAGAAAGCUUCUCUAUGUGACAUACGGCUGUCAGAGGGCCUGUGGGACAGGAUACACCAAUGGCCUUUCACCACACUGGAAAAUACUGCUUCUGUUCAUCUUAAAGCUCAGACCGUGCAAGAACGUUCCACCCCUCUACAGCUGAGCCUUGGGGACAGCAGCUUGUGACAAGACUCCACUGCCACCCCAGCAAGGCUGACUGUUCUCUUCUAGGUGUGUUCAUGCCAGGCUGGACUAUGACCCCUGCUAAAAGAAUGCUUGUUUAGGAUUUUAUAAACCAGUGUGAGGCCCCUGAGCAAAGUCAACAGUCUACCAUUACAGCUCCAAAACAAUGGAAAGGUUCAAAACCAACAUGACACAGCAGAAACAGGAGAGAUAAAAGAGCUGGUUUUGGCUUUAUCUGGUUCUGAGGCACGCUGAACUUUUCUAUCACACUGUGGAAAACCAUGGAAGGCAAAUCUGCGAAAGCGCAGUGCAUUCGUUUGCACACUCCUGGGCACAGCAGGGCUUUGGAGCAGUUCUGGCAGCCCGGGUGGGGGGAAGAUGCUCUGCUGGACUCUACCACCAAGACAACGCAAUGGGAGAAGCCAAUAUACCUGCACUGUUCAGUGACUACAGCACUGCUCAUCAGCCCGUCAGCCUGUGCCCCUGCCUUUGGACUCAGUGCUGCAAAGAACAACUCUGCCAAUGGAAACACUGGACAUGGGGCAUUUGCUUGGAAGAAAGGAGAGCAGAGAACACCAACUUGUGGCCAUCUGAGCAACAAUCUGACUGCGACAGACAGGGAAAGGGGAAGAGAUCACCUCAGACUGGUUGAUGCAUGGCUGCGAUCUGCUACACCCAUCUGGCUUGAGAUGCAGGAGCAGCAGCUCAGUGGAAGUCCUGCAGACCCACAGGGCAUCGUGUCUCCUUCCCACUUGCUGCUUCCACUGUCGGCACACAGCAAAGCUUCUCCUGGCCACGGCUGCUGCUGGCUUCUGAUUCCGGGGGUCAGGCAUCACCAGACAGCCAAAUUGUCCUUAAAAUACAAACAGACUUUUGUCCUUUAGUAAGGUUAGAUCCCAGCCAGGAGCUGUUCCCUGGACAGUACAGACCAGCUGAGAUUGUACCCAGAACCGAGGGUUUGCGCAGCUCUGUGUGGGCGGGGUCCAGCAAGCCAUAAGAAGCAUUUGGGCACUGAGCAAACAACGUGCGCUGAGCAGAAGCAGGAGAAGCAACAUGGGAGAGCUGAGUGUCCGCUCCGUUCUGGUGACUGGGGCCAACCGGGGAAUCGGCCUCGGGCUGGUCCAGCACCUGCUGGCAUUGUCAAACCCACCUGAGUGGGUCUUUGCAGGCUGCCGGGACCCCAAGGGACAGCGAGCGCAGGAGCUGCAGAAAUUGGCCUCCAAGCACCCCAACCUGGUCAUCAUCCCGCUCGAAGUCACCGAUCCCGCCAGCAUCAAGGCGGCCGCAGCCAGCGUCGGGGAGCGCCUCAAGGGCUCGGGGCUGAACCUCCUCAUCAACAACGCUGGGAUCGUAAGGGCAAACACGCUUGACAAUGAAACACUGAAGGACAUGGCCGAGGUGUACAUGACCAACACCACUGCACCUCUGCUGCUCUGCCAGGCGUUCCUUCCACUGCUGAAGAAGGCAGCCCAGGGGAGCCCAGGCUCAGGGAUGAGCUGCAGCAAGGCAGCCAUCAUCAACAUUUCCAGCUGUUCGGGUUCAAUCAAAGAACUCUACUUAUGGGAAGGUGUGCAAGCUGUCAGUUACCGCUGCAGCAAGGCUGCUCUCAACAUGCUCACCAGGUGCCAGUCCAUGGGGUACCGCGAAAACGGCAUCCUCUGUGUCACUUUCAAUCCUGGAUGGGUGCAAACGGACAUGGGAAAAGCAGGAGGACACAUGCCCCCCGUGACGGUGGACGCGAGCGCAGCAGGGAUGCUGAAGGUGCUCUCCAAGCUCUCCGAGAAGGACAGCGGGUCCUUCCUGGACUGGGAAGGGAACGUUGUGCCCUGGUGAGGUGCUGGCCCGGCCUCAUGCCUGGAUCCUGGCACUGACCCCUCUGCUGCUGCCUUCCCCCUCCAUAAAACCAUAUCUGACAACA